Messenger RNA from Synchiropus splendidus (mandarinfish), 1073 nucleotides. RefSeq lists its product as uncharacterized. NCBI's taxonomy places the organism in Eukaryota, Metazoa, Chordata, Actinopteri, Syngnathiformes, Callionymidae. The record is from RefSeq and is a predicted model, not a curated record. Bases 49 to 777 code for a protein of 242 amino acids. Gene Ontology annotation, molecular function: transmembrane signaling receptor activity. Gene Ontology annotation, biological process: positive regulation of cytokine production; positive regulation of B cell receptor signaling pathway; B cell receptor signaling pathway. Gene Ontology annotation, cellular component: membrane raft. The transcript has 6 exons.
CUUCACUAAGUGUGAGAAUAGUUGAAGAGACAAGUGAAGACAGCAGACAUGUCCCUCUGUCGAUCCCUGCAUCUCACUUUCAUGUUUUCCUUUCCUGCUCUCUGGUGUGGUAUCAAGGCUCAAGAGUUGAGUCUUCUGAGCAGUCGGGUGUCUGUGGCCUUCACUGGGGAAAAUCAGUGGAUACAGUAUCAAGCAACGAAGCCAGCCAACUGCAGCCAAACCGUCUUAAAAUGUUUCGACCCGCUUGGCCAACCCUUCUACGAACACCCAGUUCGUCCAACUGUCGGGAGCCCCUUGUCUUGGAGAGAAAUUGUUCUACUAGAAAAUCCAUCGCACUCUGGAGAGUAUUACUGCGAGCAUCAGGCAGCUCGAGUUUACUGGUUCCUCAGACUGAGAGAUAGCGGCUACUGGGAGACCACACAGAACAGCUCCGAGUGCAUCAUCUUGGCUACAACCUUUGCGGUGUUGUUGGUCCUCAGUGUCGUAGGCUCGUGGUAUGUCUUCAGAUGCAGUUGGGAACGGACCUGUGGCAGCAGGCCUAAAGGGGAGAACCGCAGACGGGUGGUGGAGGACAACAAUGACAGAGCAGCGCCAUCAUCCGUCUAUGCCAGCCUCAAUCCUCACACUCAAUCUGUUUAUGCGGUUCUGGACCGGACAUCUGUCGCAUCCGAGCCGGAUCAAAAGCAAAGUGCUCCCAGAUCAAAGAAGAGCCACAAAACAGUGUCUCCAGACGUCCAUGGUGAAGGAGCGUUUGAGUCGGUCUACGAGAACUUCUGAUGUGGUUUCAAAUGAAAGAACUGCAUUUUAAUGUUGGAACUUUGUACGUAGAUGGAAAUGUAAAUAGAUAUAUUUCUAAAAACUCUCAGUGUUUUGUCUUUGAUAAGAUAUAAUAAUGAGACACCCCAAGGGGUUUCACUGUCACAUAAAACUGCAAAAUAUUUUUCUUCUCUUAUUAUCAAAUGUUUUUCGUCAAACCAAGAACCUUCUGCAUAGGAUUCUUUUUGACACAGCAUUUUAUUCUCCGUCUGACAAGUCCUAUAUAUGAUGCAGCAACGCUGCGACGUUAGCCCCAC